This is a messenger RNA of Prorocentrum cordatum, 1265 nucleotides long. Lineage: Eukaryota; Dinophyceae; Prorocentrales; Prorocentraceae. The record is from the annotation of a GenBank genome assembly.
GCCAGGAACCGUUCUGUCCGCGUGCUUCCAUCACAAGUUUUCUGAGAUGCGUGUGACAUAGAUAUCAGAAGGUCGGUAUAUACAUGCAGCAGACCUGGGCCAGCUAAUUGGGCGCCGCCCGCCAGCUACCUGGCCGCUCGGCGUCUGCCACGCUUUGCUCCCAAGUUUCCUAGAGCCGACCGCGCACCAGCAGCUAAACACACAUUCUUCGAAGACGUCUAUGGCGAAUUACAUCUGUGGCAGAAAAUUGCGGCGAAGGUCCGGAGAAUCACGGUGUUGGUGCGUAGAGCACCUCAGGCGCCAGGCGCGCGCGAUGGGCGCGCACCACGGCGUACUAGACGCUACAGGCAAUAUGGUGGGGCCCUCUGUCCAGCAGUUGGGAAGCUGGCAGUCCUCACCAUCGUUGUUUUUUUUGUUGCAUCCCCCAAGCGAUACAUGUGCACUAGGCAUUGCGCAUAAUAGUAUAGGCAUGAUUCAAUCCUGGCGCCUCGCAUGCGGGGGCGUCAGCACUCGCUGCGGCAGCCACAGCGUGUCACAACUUGCAGCCAGACUGGCCGGCUCUCGAGAGCCUCGCCCGCGGGGCGACUUGCCAGGGGCUGCCCGGGGUGAGCAGGGCUCUGCCGUCCUGCACUGGGGUGUGGUGGAGCAGGAGGAGCAGCAGGAAUAGGAGAGACGGCCCCGAUCAUUCAACCGAGGUCUCGCACCUCUCUUUCCGCCAUCUGCAGCGGACUUUGGGCUCGCGUUAGGCCUUGGGCAACGCAGGAAUUCGUAAUGCAGUUUUUUAACUCCUCUCCCAAGCCAUGGGCUGGGCACAUGGGCUCGCCCGGUGGUCUCCUCUCAUCCUCCUCAUCAUUCCCCUCUUCUUCUCCCAUUCCAGUUCCUAUGUGACUGAAAAGUCCCAGAGGCGGUUCUCCUACUGUUGCGCGCAAGUCCGGUGCGACAUCUCUGAAGUGGCUUGUGGUCAGACGCCACCGCUGCUCGCAUUUUUGGUACUCCCGCCUUGGCUACUGACCUCGAGUUGCGGCCCAUCUCCAUGUGGCAAUGUGCUUCGAGGGCGGGUGCGGGGGGUGCGAGGGGGCCGGAGCGGGUGUGAAGAGUGGGUAGGUUGUGACGAUUGGAUCGGCAUCGCCGUGGCCAGCCAGCCACCCAGCCAGGCAAAGGGCAGCGGUGCGCCCUACCAGUGUGGUUCUGGCACCAGGCGCACUCUGCCUGCUCGACUUUUCGAGGUGCUCGCCCGCGCGGCUGCUCCUCGGACGACCGCGUGA